This is a messenger RNA of Pyrgilauda ruficollis (rufous-necked snowfinch), 2448 nucleotides long. It is a transcript of the gene RAD21L1, whose product is annotated as RAD21 cohesin complex component like 1. Gene Ontology annotation, biological process: synaptonemal complex assembly; mitotic sister chromatid cohesion; replication-born double-strand break repair via sister chromatid exchange. Gene Ontology annotation, molecular function: chromatin binding. NCBI's taxonomy places the organism in Eukaryota, Metazoa, Chordata, Aves, Passeriformes, Passeridae. Gene Ontology annotation, cellular component: synaptonemal complex; cohesin complex. The transcript has 13 exons. Bases 210 to 1661 code for a protein of 483 amino acids. The record is from RefSeq and is a predicted model, not a curated record.
CGCACCAGCCCCCGCACCCGCGGCCGCCGCCUCGUCCGGGCUCCGCAGCUCCGCCGCCCGCGGGGACGCCAUGGAACCGCCGCCGGCCUGCGCGGCCGAAGUUUGCUAUAGCUCUGCGAACCUCUGGACACUUACUCCUGGGGGUGGUGCGGAUUUACAACAGGAAAGCAAAGUACCUCUUGGCAGACUGCAAUGAAGCUCUGACCAAAAUGAAGACAGCCUUUCGCCCAGGGCUUCUUGACCUUCCAGAAGAGAACUUUGAGGCUGCUUAUCAGUCCAUUACAUUACCUGAAGAAUUUCAUGAUUUUGAAGCACCACUACCAGAUGUAAAGGCCAUUGACGUUGCUGAACAUUUUACCUUGAAUCAGAGCAGAGCUGAAGAAAUCACACUUACUGAGGAUUAUGAAAGCAGUAUACUUCUCUGUGAGAGAAACUUUGAUGAAGAAGCAGAAGCACUGAGGAGACAGAGCUUCUUUGAGGGCAGUGUCCUGACGAGCAGUAACAGUCUGGUGGCCGAUCCCAACUCAGCCAGCACCAGCGGAGACAAAUCUGUGCUGCACGAAGAUGUUUACUGCUUCCAGGACGACCAUUUUGGGGAUGAGGAAGAUGCUGUAGAUAUGAUUGAAAUCUUGUUGAGAGAUGAGCAAAAUGUCCUAGAUAAAGACAUUCUUGAUGUGGAGGAAGCACGUCCUUUGUCACAAGAUCUGCCAGAGAACAGCACAGCCAUUGAGUCCAACUGUGGAGACACCACCGCAGAGGAUGGAAAUCACACAAAGAGUGAGACAAUCCUUUUGUUCCAGGAAGAAGGAUUUGUGCUUGAGCCAGUUGAUGAUACAGCUGUCACCCAGAGGAAGAAAAAACAAAGAAAGAGGAAGCUGCUGGUGGAUGUAGAGAAGGAGCUCAGCUGCCAAACCAUUUACAAGCAGCUCACCAACUGCACUGACCUCCUGGCCACGCUGGACCUCGCUCCCCCAACCAAGAAAACAAUGAUGUGGAAGGAGUGGGGAGGUGUGGAUAAACUCCUGUCCCAUUCUACACAGCCUAUGCUUCAUGCUCAGCUGCAAAAGUUGUUUGAAAAAUGCUUCAAGACUGACAGAUUUAAGAUGAGAGCAAAUGGAAUACAGAGGGUGUCUGAAAUGAAAGAAACGAGAAAAGAGCAAGAUACUACAGAGAUGCUGCCAGAAGAAGAGACAAGUUACCUGCAGAAGCCAGCUCAUUCCGAGACUGGGAGAAAAAUUAGAAAUGAUUCCUUUACAUUGACAUCACAGAAUGACAGAAAUGAAAGCAAUGACAACUGUGGUGAAAUUAUAGAGGAUGGAGCAGCUUUCUCCGAGAGCUCAAAAAAUUCCCUGAACCAGGAAGCUGAAGCACAGCAGGUGGAGGUGUCAGAGGAGCAAACAACGACUGGGAAAGACAAUGAAGAAAUAAGAUGGGGCAAAAGAACUCUUCGGCUACAAAGAGCUUUACAGCAACUGAAGAGAUCAGGCGUGUGUUCCUUCAGUUUCCGGGAGCUCUGCCGGAGAAACAACCGGAAAGAAGCUGCAGCCACAUUUUACAUCUUCCUGGUGCUGAAGAAGCACCAGGUCCUCGAGCUGCGGCAGCCCGAGCCCUUCGCUGACCUCACCGCCACUGCUGGGCCCAUGUUUGACAAGAUCACAUAAACUGAUCAAAAUACAGCUUAGGUUGCAUUUUCCAGCAAAUUGUUUUCCUGGAAAAAGAAUGGAAUGCCUUGUCAAGCUGUGGGAGAUGAGCAGAGCUCCCUGUCCUCUACACCACCCAGUCAUGGCUGGUGCAGGGGUCCUGCCCCAGGUGAUCACUACAGGGCUUAUUAUUAAUAUUUAUAGUUACAUGAUGAGUUAUAUUAUAGUUAUACAGUGUGUUAAUAAAAUACCAUUAAAAUAUAUGUUCUACAUAAGAGAUUUACAUUGUGAAGGAUUUUAUGAAAAUCCUCAAAAGAAUUUUAUAAAAAUCCUCAAAGGAAUUUUAUAAAAGUCCUUCAAAACCUUUCUCAGGGACUACUUUUGAAGCUUAAAUUAUUUUUUACAAGUCUUGUGUCUGUUAAUUUUCUAAUACCAUCAGUAAGUUAUCUGUUUAGUCUCUGUAGAAAAAAAAAAUUUAGACUAUUUAGAAUUGUUCCUGUCAAAGACUGCUCAGUAUUUCAUAUUUUAAGAUCUAGCAGGGUAGUGUCUCCAGUGUUGCUUUUGUGUGUUCAGGCAGACAGAGGUUACACUGGCCGUACAAGAGUCCAGAAGAUGCAGCAAGAAAUUCUAUUUCCUAGAAAUCCUGCAUUUUCAGAUUUCACAGAGCUUUUUAACUUAUUGACACCUUUAUUCAUGUGCAGAUGUAUUUAAAAAUUGAUGUUAACUGAAAUAUUAUUAGUUCUUUGCAUUUUUAUCUAAUUUAGGAUAAAUUUUAUCCCUUUUACUGUCAUUUUCUGAAGCUGUUGGU